This is a messenger RNA of Stylonychia lemnae, 609 nucleotides long. NCBI's taxonomy places the organism in Eukaryota, Ciliophora, Spirotrichea, Sporadotrichida, Oxytrichidae. The record is from the annotation of a GenBank genome assembly.
AUGUCUCAGUGGUCUGGUUCUUAAUAUAAGGGACCUUUAGAAAAUGGGUGGUAUCAGGGCUUUGGCAAAUUCUAUUAUCCAAAUGGCGUAGUCUACGAGGGGAACUUUGACAAGGGAGAAUUCCAUGGCGAGGGAACUCUGAUAUACCCCAACGGAGGUCGAUAUGUAGCUAAAUGGGAUAAGGGAAAGCUGAUUGAGGGCAACUAUUUCUUCUACGAUAAUCUCGAGUAUAACGAUCAGACCUGGGAGUACUGUACAAUUAAGGACAGAGCCUUCUACACAGAGAAGCUAAAGGGAUUGAGGCCAGAUGGAUUGACGCUGAUCACCAAUGAUAUUAAGGGACCCAAGAACAUCCCAGAAGGUACUUACGACAUUGGAGACGGUUACUACGAUCCAACUAAGAGAUCAAUUUAUGAAUAUGAUGGCAGCUUCAAGAGAGACUUGGACCACGGAGAGGAACAAUGGAUUAUUGAGAAGUGCAGAUACAAUGCCAAAAAAUACGAAGACGACACUCAUUUAGAUGGAGGAGGAGAUAAGAUCAUCAGAGAGAUGGUCAAGCUUAAUCAAAACCCCACUCUUAAGCAAGCCAGAGAGAGCAAGGCUCACUGA